UUUGUUUUCUUACGAAGGUGCGUUGGAUAGCAUAUAAAAGAUAGGUUUAUGCUGUAGGAAAAGUCAGUGUCUCAGAGUUUUUUGUCCGAGGAACAAUUGAAAGAUCUUAACUACUUUACAAUGCGUGCUCUAAUUUGUUUGUCAGUGUUAAUGUCCAUCUUCGUCUGUACAUCAGCCUUAGGGUAUGGUCUACUGAACAGUUUGACAGGAUAUGGUAAUUACGGAGGAGGCUAUGGAGGAUAUGGUGGUUAUGGAGGAGUUCCCAAUGGAUAUGGUGCUUAUGGAGGCAUACGACCUGGAUAUGGUGGAUAUGGAGGAUAUGGCGGUGGUUAUGGAGGUCAAGGAUAUGGUGGUUAUGGAGGUCAAGGAUAUGGUGGUUAUGGUGGUCAAGGAUAUGGCGGUUAUGGAGGUCCAGGAUACAAUCAAAUUGGAGGCGGUUAUGGCGGCGGUUACGGUGGCUAUGGGGGCUAUGGAGGAGGACUUUUCAAGAAAUAAAUUUAAUUUUAUGACCUUCAAGAAAGACUGAUUUUCCAACAAUUCAAAUUGUUUGUAAACAAAUUUAAUUUCACAGUUUUAAAUGUACGAUUCAAUUACUGGUAGGAAAUUAAAUAAAACAUUUAGUUCGAAGA
Molecule: messenger RNA, 629 nt
Organism: Bradysia coprophila
Lineage: Eukaryota; Metazoa; Arthropoda; Insecta; Diptera; Sciaridae
Source: RefSeq, a predicted model, not a curated record